GGCAAGGCUGAUUUCAUGGGCCGCACGUUCGCCAAGCCGGUGGUGAAGAUGUCGGAGGAGCAGUACGGGCCCCCCCGCUUCCCCCCCCAGCUCGAGUACUACCAGAUCUACCGCGGCAACGCCACCGCCGGGGACCUGCUGGCGGCAUUCGAGCUGCUCCAGAUCGGCCCCGGGGGCAAGUCCGACCUGCCCCCCAUCGACGGCCCCACGGACGUGGAGCGGGGCCCGAUCCUGCCGGUGCCGCUGGGGAUCCGCCCGGUGCUGAGCAGAUACAGGGUGGAGGUGCUGUUCUGGGGUCUGCGGGACCUGAAGAGGGUGAACCUGGCCCAGGUGGACCGGCCGCGCGUGGACAUCGAGUGCGCGGGGCGGGGGGUCCAGUCCGCCCUCAUCCCCAACUACCGCAAGAACCCCAACUUUGGCACCCUCGUCAAGUGGUUCGAGGUG
Molecule: messenger RNA, 444 nt
Organism: Corapipo altera (White-ruffed manakin)
Lineage: Eukaryota; Metazoa; Chordata; Aves; Passeriformes; Pipridae
Product: otoferlin-like
Exons: 3
Biological process (GO): synaptic vesicle priming; plasma membrane organization
Cellular component (GO): synaptic vesicle membrane; presynaptic active zone membrane
Molecular function (GO): calcium ion binding; AP-2 adaptor complex binding
Source: RefSeq, a predicted model, not a curated record